CCGCUAAGUGAUAAAGCUAAGCUUCAAAGUAGAACACAUUCAACAUGGCAGCGUCACCGCCGGUGCAGAAGGCUUCCACACAUGUGCCAUCACUCGAUGAAGUUGCUGAUGUUCUCUCCGCCGGAUUGGGCAAGAACUUUGCUGAUGUCAGUGCCAGUGUUGUAGACUGUCCAGACCUCACCAAAAAACCAUUCAUGCUGGUCUCUGAAGGACUAGGAGGCAGCCCGAGGCUGGCAGAUGUAGGAGGACCAGCUUUUCUCACCCCCACUCCACAGUUAGAUAAGAAAUUCACAUUUGCACAAAUCGCCAAAUUGGCAGAGUUACCUGGAGCUUUUAUGAUUGGAGCAGGAGCAGGUCCCUGGGAGCACGUGGGAUGUAACAGCGAGAUGAUGAAUAAUGUAAUAUUGGACUGUGAUGGAGGUGUAGUAAGAAACAAUGCACAUAUUGCUAAAGUCAACCCAGAGAACGAUGGCUGUAUCUUAGAAAAACUAACAGUGGCAGAAUUCAAUUUGAUGGGAAACUUCCUGGUGUCUGAAGGGAAAUGCUGUAAAGUACUAGAGGUGAAGGCCGGAAAGAGGACGGGAGAGGAAAACUUUGUGUCUUGUAUGCGGAAGACCUUACAGAGUUUUUAUCAAGAGAAAAUCGUGGCACUAGGUGGAGUGUUCCUUAUAGAGAAGGGUAAAGCCAAACUCCACAUAAUGCCAGAUUUUUCAAAAGAACCGCUGACAACUCCGAAGCAGGUGGGGGACUGGCUGAAUUUCUACGACAUGUCGGCACCCCUUGUUUGUGUUGGAGAGCUUGUGUCACAUGAUCCGGGCAUGGAUCUCCGGGUGGAACAUUUCCACUGCUUCAGUGAACAUGGAGAGGGAGGACAUUACCACUGGGACAUCACCCCUGAUGAUGUACAGUACCGUGGUUACUUCGUCCUGGCUGACUAUAUCUAUAGGGUGGACCAGCCACCUGUGAUAACAGACCUCGCUCGUUAGGAGGUUUCAUCACCACAUUUGAUUGUUUCUACACUACGAGUCUGUUAAAGUUAUCAUUGGUUAGUGAAAUUUUCAAAUAAAGAUUUUAAAAAUUGCGAAUAUGCUGUAUCAUUUCAUAUUUAUAAAUACCAACAGGGUAGGUAUAUUUUGUUAUGACAGGGUAGGUAUAUUUUGUUGAGACAGGGUAGGUACUUAUUUUGAGUGUUCGUUUUCGAGGCCAUCUUUUCUUAGUGGUAACAAUUUGAUCAUCUUUGUUAAUAAGUGGUACACUUUAACCAAUCAUACGGGGCCUGAUUUCCUUAUGUCACUGAUUGUCACGCAUCUCUGUGGACGUUCCAGAUGGGGCCUGGACAAGAUGUCCUGCCACAGAUAACCAGUUCCUCUUUCCUCAGCUUGUUUAUAGAACUGUAACAUGUCAUACAGACGUGUGUUUUUUAAAGCCAUAUUGUAUCAUGUCUGCUGGUGGUUUACAUAGUGCUACGACAUCGGAAGAUACAUGACUUUGAUAGCAGAGAGAAAAUGUAACCUUGAUCUCACCCGAACGACAGUUACACAAUUAUCAUGAUUUAUCAGUAAUCACUUCUUUUAAUUUAAACAUGCUGCAAUGUCGAACGGAAAAAAUGAUUACAAUAUACAAUGUGCAAUAUAACCUUAUUCAACAGUGUUUAACAGUGGCGAUUACCCCCACCCCGCCACUAAAACUUAACCAGUGAAAACAGAAUGUAUCUGUUAAAUUGUUUCAUGAUUAAGUUAAAAGAUUGUAAUAUUUCUGUGUUGUAUGUCGGUACAUCUAUUCUGGAGCCGAUUCAGUGAUUUAUUAAUGAAAUAAAUGAUAAAG
This is a messenger RNA of Ylistrum balloti, 1824 nucleotides long. Its product is annotated as ester hydrolase C11orf54 homolog. Gene Ontology annotation, cellular component: nucleus. Bases 45 to 986 code for a protein of 313 amino acids. The transcript has 9 exons. Gene Ontology annotation, molecular function: zinc ion binding; hydrolase activity, acting on ester bonds. The record is from RefSeq and is a predicted model, not a curated record. Lineage: Eukaryota; Metazoa; Mollusca; Bivalvia; Pectinida; Pectinidae.